Messenger RNA from Dovyalis caffra, 5529 nucleotides. Lineage: Eukaryota; Viridiplantae; Streptophyta; Magnoliopsida; Malpighiales; Salicaceae. The record is from the annotation of a GenBank genome assembly.
AUGGCUAAUAAUUCCGCCUCAGAUUCCCGUCACGUCCUCUCCCUCAUGCCUCCUUUCCAGAUCUCCAAAGAUGCUCAAGGUUCUGACAGUUCAAUUCCGCUUUCACCACAGUGGCUUCUGCCAAAACCAGGCGAGAGUAAGCCUGGAGUGGGAACUGAGGAAAGCUCCCCACUUCCAGCUUACAUUCGCUCAGAUAGCAUGAAGACAUCAGGAAACGCCGAGGAGAUGCAUGAGCAGAAGAAAAAGGAUGUUUUUCGGCCUUCAUUGCUUGAUAUGGAAACUGGUCGCCGUGAUCGUUGGCGUGAUGAGGAAAGAGACACCAAUUCCUCCUUGCGCAAAGAUCGCUGGAGAGAUGGAGAUAAAGAGGUUGGUGAUAGCCGGCGGAUGGACCGCUGGAUGGAGAAUUCAUCCACCAGACACUAUGAAGCACGCCGUGCUCCUUCCGAGCGCUGGACUGAUUCAAGCAAUAGGGAUACUAAUUAUGAUCAGCGGCGUGAGACCAAAUGGAACACACGUUGGGGGCCUGAUGACAAGGACACUGAAGGUUUGCGUGAGAAGUGGACUGACUCUGGCAGAGAUGGUGACACAACAUUUGAAAAGGGGCUGUCCCAUCAUUCUAGUCAUGGAAAAGAUGAACGGGAGGGUGAUCAUUCUCGGCUGUGGAGAUCUAACUCAUCACAAGGUCGAGGGAGGGGAGAGUCUCCUCAUCACCAAACUCUAACGCCAAACAAACAGGUUCCAACCUUUUCUUAUGGCCGAGGACGUGGGGAGAAUACUUCAACGUUUUCACUUGGUCGUGGAAGGUUUAGUUCUAGUGGAAUCUCCAUGAACAACAUUUCCACUAAUUCCCAAUAUUCAGGAGCUAUUUCAGACAAAGGUGAAAGUGGCCCUUUAAGAUAUAGUAGGACUAAAUUGCUAGAUGUAUACAGGACGACUGACAUGAAAUCACGCCAAUUAUCAAAUGGUUUUGUGCAAGUGCCUUCUCUUACACUGGAAGAAUCCUUGGAGCCACUGGCACUUUGUGCUCCUACUGCUGAGGAAAUGGUAGUUUUAAAGGGAAUUGACAAAGGGGAGGUAGUAAGCAGUGGUGCACCUCAGAUAUCAAAAGAAGGAUCUCUUGGUCGGAACUCAACAGAUUCUACACAACCAAGGAGAGCCAAGAUUGGCGGUAGAGAAGAUGCACCACAUUCUUUUGAUGAUGGUAAAGAUGAAAGUGUCGACAAUUCGAUGGGGGGUGGUCAUGGAACGUAUUCUGAUGGAUUGUCUCAUGAAAGACAGACACAAUAUCACGGGUCGAGCUCAAAAUUGGAAAUGAUGCAGGAACAUAAGAUGUAUACUGAUAACAAGUUCAAAGCUGAAGCUUUUAGAGAAACCAGUCCUUACAACAAAGCUGACGAGGCGCCUAUAAGUAGGGAAUUGGCUGUGGAGGGAAAUACUUCUGCUCAUUUUGGAACUCCAUCUCCUUGGCGAGCCCCAUCAUUGGUAGAACAGUUGAAUACUGUCUCACAUGACUGGAGGGAUGUUUCAAAUGAUUUCAGGCCAAAGGCUGCUGAUAUGGCCCGGAAUCAACCCCAUAAAGACCCUGAAAAUCCAUGGGAAAGUAAUUUGGCCAAUCCUUCAUUUUCAAGAGAUGAAGCAAAAUGGAAGACCAAUGAGGACCCCAUUAUUAAUAGGCAGUCAUCUGCUGUUCUGGACAGGGAACAAGAAGUUAAGAAGUUUUCUCAGCCCUCUCCCGAGAACCUGGUUCUUUAUUAUAAGGAUCCUCAGGGUGAAAUUCAAGGUCCCUUUUCUGGCAGUGAUAUCAUUGGAUGGUUUGAGGCUGGAUUUUUUGGCAUAGAUUUGCAAGUUCGGCUGGCAAAUGCAUCAAAGGACGCACCUUUUUUAUUGCUUGGUGAUGUCAUGCCUCAUUUGCGAGCCAAGGCAAGGCCACCGCCUGGGUUUGCUGGGACGAAACAGAAUGAAUUCACUGACACAUCUAGCAGGCCAAAUGUUAGCAGCUUUGGAAACUUGCAUUCCAGCUUAAAUGAGCUUGAUAUUAUAAGAAAUGAUCCAAGGUCUAAACCAGGUUCGACAACAGAAGCUGAAAACCGAUUUUUGGAGUCACUGAUGUCUGGAAACAUGGGUGCUUCAUCCCAAGGUUCUCAUGGAAUCACUGGAAAUAGUUCUGGUGGUAUGCCACCAUUGGGAGUUGAAGGUGGGAAUGAUCUACACCUGUUGGCAUUGAAAAUGGCACUUGAACGGCAGAGAUCGUUACCCAGUCCUCAUCCAUAUUGGUCAGGAAGAGAUGCUCCAUCCAUGGUUUCAAAGUCAGAAGUUCACUCAGACUCCCCGAUGCAACAUGCAAAACUCCUACCCUCAUUGGGUGACAAUCCACAUCAGCCUCCCCAUUCUCAAAAUGCAGAUUUGAUGUCCAUCCUUCAAGGCCUAUCUGACAGGCCUGUCUCUGGCAUAAAUAAUGGUGUUACCGGUUGGUCAAAUUUCCCUGUCCAGGGCAGUGUGGAUCCACUUCAGGAUAAGAUUGACUUGCAUCAUGCUCAGAGUUUUCCUCCACAACCACUCUUUGGGCAACAACAGAGACUGCAGCUGCAGAACCCACCUUUAACAAACCUACUCGGUCAAGCCAUAGAUAACACAUCUGGUAUUUUGACACCUGAAAAAUUGUUGUCCUCAGGUUUACCCCAGGAUCCACAGUUACUCAACAUGUUGCAACAGCAGUACUUGCUGCAGUCACAAUCCCAGGCUCCUCUUGCCACACAGCAGCUUUUGUUGUUGGAUAAGCUUUUGUUACUCAAGCAGCAGCAGAAACAGGAGGAGCAUCAACAGUUGUUGCGGCAACAACAGUUACUUUCCCAAGUUAUGUCAGAGCACCAUUCUCAUAAGCGUUUAGGUGAGCCAUCUUAUGGACAGUUACAGACUGCUGCAAUAGCGACAGGAAAUGCAUUGGAUCCUUCUCUGCUGCAGCAAUCCAAAGAAUUGUUUCCAAUUGGUCCUCAGUUGCCAGUUUCAAAUGUGCAAGAUGAACACAGUACUAAUUUCUUGAAUUUGCCGCCUCAAGUUACCCAUGAUGUCACUUAUAACGUCAAUUCUGAAGCAUCUUCUCUCCAUCUUCCGCAUCAAAUGCUUGGGAAUGUCAAUCUUCAAAAAAGCUGGGGUACAGUUCCUGGAAAAGUAGGUGAUAUCCAUCAGAAAGAUUCCUUGCCAGCAUCACAAUUUGUUGAUAGCUCAUCCUUGCUAGGGUUGAUGAACAAAUCUUCACAGCAGUCUUCUCUUGCACCUGAACCUGUCAUCUCUGCUGAUUUCCAUGUCCCUCUUUCGCUGGGCCGUACAUUAGAAGUUCCUUGGAGAACUGAAGAAAGUGCAAAGGUUUUGGCAUCUGGGGUUAUUGCAGAUUCUGUUCAUCAGAAUUCUCUUGGAACCUCUGAUCCAAUAGCAUUAGCAGGAACUGGUGAGAAUGCAAUUUCAAAGCCUGAACAUUCCCCUGUUCUAAAAGUUGAACUAGAUAGCGCACUUGAUGAGCAGCAGGUUGAUAUAGAUCGAUACAAUACCGAGCCUUGUGUGGCAACAGAAGUGAAGAACAUUGAAACUCGUGAGGUAAGGAAAGCUUCUGAGAAGAAAUCCAGAAAGCAAAAAUCUGCCAAGUCAAACUCCUCUGACCAGGCAAAGGGAGCAUUGAAGGCUUCCUCUUUGCAGCAAUCAAAGCAAUCUGAAAAUGAGGGGCCAAAUGCUGAUCACACCAGAUUUGGAACAGGAGAAAAUCUUUCUGGAACAUCUCAAAAGGCAAUAGACAGCAAGUUUGGGACUUCUGCAGAAGUUGUGGAUUCUCAGCGGGUUACAAGCUUGUCCCCUGCAAUCAAUUCUGGAGAUGAUGUGGGAGCCACAGAAGUAAAGGGUGAAUCUAAACUGGUUGGGUCUGUGUCAGUGAAUGGUACGCAGAUGCAAUCAAGUCAGCGUGCUUGGAAACCUGCUCCUGGUUUCAAACCAAAGUCAUUGUUGGAAAUUCAACAGGAAGAACAAACGAAGGCUCAGGUUGGCAUGGCAGUUUCUGAGAACAGCACUUCUGUCAACCAUGCUAGUUCAUUGACUCCUUGGGCUGGGGUUGUGGCCAGUUCAGACCCAAAAAUUUCUAGAGAGACUCAGAGAGAAGCAAGUAAUAUUGAGAUAAAUGUAGGAAGAGCAGAAAUUUCACCAUCUUCAAAGAGCAAGAAAAGCCAGUUGCAUGAUCUGUUGGCAGAAGAAGUUUUUGCAAAGUCUAAUGAUAGAGAGAUGGAAGCUUCUGACUCCUUAUCUAGCCUGACUACUCAACAAGUCACAGCUACCAGUGUGGAAUAUAUAGAUGAUGGAAACUUCAUCGAGGCUAAAGACACUAAAAAGAGUCGCAAAAAGUCUUCUAAAGCGAAGGGUGCUGGAGUUAAGGCAGCAGUGCCUGUACCUUCUACUGAAAUGGCUGUUAGUUCAAGUGCUGUCGAGAAAGGGAAAGGCUCUCGUUCUGUGCAGCAGGAGAAGGAAGUAUUACCUGCAAUUCCAUCGGGCCCUUCUUUGGGAGAUUUUGUUUUUUGGAAGGGAGAGCCAGCCAACCAUUCUCCUUCUCCAGCAUGGUCUGCUGAAUCCAAGAAGCUUUCGAAGCCCACAUCUUUAAGAGACAUCCAAAAGGAGCAGGAGAAAAGGGUCACUUCUGUCCAGCCUCAGAAUCAAAUACCAAUUCCUCAAAAACCUCAGCCGACUCAAGCCACCCAUGGAAGUGGCUCUUCAUGGUCACUUUCUGCAUCUUCUCCGUCAAAGGCUGCUUCUCCUCACCAGAUCAAUUCCCGUGCUUCUUCUCAAUCAAAAUACAAAGGAGAUGAUGAUCUAUUUUGGGGCCCAAUUGAUCAAUCUAAGCAGGAGCCUAAGCAGUCAGAAUUCCCUCAUCUUGCGAGCCAGGGCAGUUGGGGAACCAAAAAUACUCCUGUAAAAGCAGCCCCUGUUGCUUCAUUAGGGAGACAGAAAUCCGUGGGUGGCAGGCCUGCAGAGCAUUCUCUUUCAUCCUCACCUGCUGCUACUCAGUCAUCUGUUAAAGGGAAAAGAGAUACAAUGAGCAAGCAUUCAGAGGCCAUGGACUUCAGAGCUUGGUGUGAGAGUGAAUGUGUUAGACUUGUUGGGUCUAAAGAUUCUGUUCCUGUAUCAAGUUUCUUGGAAUACUGCUUGAAGCAAUCCAGAUCAGAGGCUGAAAUGCUGCUGAUAGAGAAUCUUGGAUCAUUUGAUCCUGAUCACGAGUUCAUUGACAAAUUCCUCAACUGCAAAGACAUGUUAGGGGCAGAUGUUCUUGAAAUAGCCUUUCAAAGUCGGAACGAUUGGAAGACUGGUGGGAUUAGUGCCAACGACAUGACUUUUGACAAUGCAGGGGUUGGAGAUUAUGACCGUGAAGAUGGAUCCUCAAAAGGUGGGGGCAAGAAGAAAGGGAAAAAGGGGAAGAAGGUCAACCCUGCUGCUUUAGGAUUUAAUGUUGUCAGUAACCGGAUCAUGAUGGGUGAGAUUCAGAAUGUGGAAGAUUAG